Aspergillus nidulans FGSC A4 is the source of this 996-nucleotide messenger RNA. RefSeq names its product protein chs7. The transcript has 3 exons. Gene Ontology annotation, cellular component: endoplasmic reticulum membrane. Lineage: Eukaryota; Fungi; Ascomycota; Eurotiomycetes; Eurotiales; Aspergillaceae. The coding region runs from base 1 to 996 and encodes 331 amino acids. The record is from RefSeq and is a predicted model, not a curated record.
AUGGGCUUUGGCGACUUUGACGAGAUCUGCAAGAAGGCAGCGCUGCCGCUCUGUUCUUUGGUCGGCCCCUCGUCAGCAAUCUCAGGCUCUACUGGGAUUAUACCGAACUGCUAUGCGCGAAAUAUCGAGCUGGCCAACACGAUUAUCUUCGAAGGUGCUGCGUCGUUUCUCCAUAUUAUCGCGUUGGGUAUGACCGUGAUCAUGAUCCUGCACAUCAGGUCGAAAUUCACGGCUGUCGGCCGAAAGGAGAUUAUCACCUUCUUUUACAUUUACAUGGCCCUCACCGUAUGUUCGCUCGUCAUCGACGCCGGCGUAGUACCUCCUCGAAGCGGCCCUUUCCCCUGGUUCGUCGCAGUACAGAAUGGUUUGACUUCCGCACUUUGCACAAGUCUACUCGUAAACGGGUUUGUCGGAUUCCAACUAUACGAAGACGGAACAGCCUUGUCAGUAUGGCUUCUUCGGCUCACGUCAACGGUCAUGUUCGCCGUUUCCUUUCUGAUCUCUAUCCUGACGUUCAAGUCGUGGGGCGGUCUAAGUCCGACAAACACUCUUGCCAUGUUCAUCGUCUUAUAUAUCAUAAAUGCGAUCUGCAUCGCAGUAUACCUAGUGAUGCAACUUCUACUUGUGCUGAACACUCUUGAGGAUCGUUGGCCGCUCGGCCAUAUUGCAUUCGGCCUGCUUGUCUUCAUUGCAGGUCAGGUGAUCAUGUACGCUUUCGGAGAUGUCAUUUGCGACAAUGUCCAGCAUUACCUGGAUGGUCUGUUCUUUGCUACAUUCUGCAAUCUUCUCGCCGUCAUGAUGGUCUAUAAGUUCUGGGACUACAUCACAAAAGAGGACCUUGAGUUCUCCGUCGGAAUCAAGCCGAACAACUGGGAGAUCAAGGAACUUCUCCCGGACGAGGACCGUCGGACGACGGUCUACCAAGAUACGAAUUCGGAGUAUGCCGGGAGCAUGUACCAUCAUCGUGCGUCUACCUAUAACGGUCACGGCUAUUAG